AUAGCAUUUUGGUUUGUUGAUGUUUGUGUCCAACUUUCGCUCGCUGUUACGAAAGGAAAGCAUCGAACUCAAAGGAAUAAAUUCGUUUUGUAACGCUCGUGUUUAUACACCGAUGUCACGACAGGUGUAAUUAUACAUGUAUCGAGUCAGACUGUACAUAUACAAGUGAAAAGCCGUUUAUUCUGUUUUGGCGACUCAUACAAUCACAAAUCACCGCAAGCUGGCCAACUAUGACAAUCCUCCCGAAAAAGAAACCGGCCUCGACAGUCGGUGGCGGCGAUCACACUGACGAACCGGACAGACGUGGCGGCUCUGAGUCGCACCCUCAUCCGCUCGGAGGGCGAUCGGUGUCGAGACCCAGGGCCUCUCCGCCGCCGUGGUCAUACCAGGCCACGCCGCACACGUCUAGAGAGGAGCGGCGGAUCGAGACGAGCGCUCGCCCGCAGCCAGCCUCCCCGCAGCCCGGUCCCACUGGAGCUCCGGUCGGUCAGUGUGAAAGCAGCGCGAACUCCGUCGGAGGCCGUGUAGAGUUGCCGUGCGGUACAGGUGUCGUUGGAAGCUGCUGCUCGGGACAUGGACUCAGCAAGCGGAGACGGCAGGCGGUUUGCUCCAGCGGUUUGACAGGUGGAGGAGGAAGAGUGGGAGGAGGAGGUGGUGGUAGUCCUGUCUCGGAACCCGAGGAGGGAGCAGGAGGCAACAACAGUGAGGAUGAGUAUGAGAAUUCGGCCGGACUUCAGCUUGUGGAUCCAGCCACAGUUGAGCAGCAAGAAGAAUGGUUUGAGAAAGCCUUGAGUGAAAAGAAUGGCUUUGAAAUAAAAAAAAUGAAGGAAGACGGAGCUUGUCUUUUCAGAGCAGUCGCUGAUCAAGUAUAUGGGGACCAAGAUAUGCACGAUGUGGUACGGAAACACUGUAUGGAUUAUUUGACAAAAAAUGCAGAUUACUUCUCCAGUUAUGUCACAGAGGACUUCACCACAUAUAUUAACAGGAAGAGGAAGAACAACUGCCAUGGCAACCACAUUGAGAUGCAGGCAAUGGCAGAAAUGUACAACCGCCCAGUGGAGGUUUAUCAGUAUGGUGUCGAGCCAAUUAACACGUUCCAUGGCAUCCACGAGAACAAAGAUGAGCCGAUUCGAGUCAGUUACCACAAAAAUGUCCAUUAUAACUCUGUCGUGAAUCCCCUCAAAGCCAGUAUUGGGGUCGGGUUGGGCCUCCCCUCCUUCAAACCAGGGUAUGCUGACCAGUCUCUUAUGAAAAACGCCAUUAAGACCUCUGAGGAGUCAUGGAUUGAGCAGCAGAUGCUGGAGGACAAGAAGAGAGCAACAGAUUGGGAGGCCACUAAUGAGGCCAUCGAGGAGCAAGUGGCUCGUGAGUCUUACUUGCAGUGGCUGCAGGACCAAGAGAAGCAAGUGAGACAGCCUCGUAAGGCUAGUGCUACCUGCAGCUCCGCUACAGCCACCACAUCCAGUGGCUUUGAGGACUGGGGAUGCCGCUCGCCACGUCAGCGUAGCUCUGCCCCCUCUCCAGAGCAUCCAGGCCCAGCUCACCCUGAAGCCCCUGUCAAACCCCCCUCCCCAGCAGGAGCCUCGCUGGUUCUUCCCAAACCCCCCUCACCAUGUGCCCCAGGUCCAAGUCAUCAGUCUUCUGCCAACUCAUCCCUGGUGUCUCUCUACCCAACCCGGGGGUACAGAACAAUAAUGCAGGAUAUGUCGCCUACGGCCUUCGGUUUAACAGAUUGGGAAAAUGACGACGUUCUGGCCUCAGUACUGGCUGCUUCACAACAAGAAUACCUCGAUAGUUUGAAGAAAAAUGCAAUGCACAGAGAAUCUUCUUCAGACUGCAGUUGAUGUAUUUGGACAACAAAGCUUGCAGCACAAACCAUGGAGCAACACGCUGUUCACAGCUGCAGUUCAUUGUUUCAACACCAUGCAACAUUUCUUCCUCUCCCCUCUUUAUAAACACUGUUUUCUGAUCUGUCCCAGAUUUUUGUUUUUGGUUUGCUAACCCAUUUUCCUUCAACUUUUUAAUUAAGCUCCAUUGUCCUAGUUCGGUGCAUGUUUAAGAAAUCAUUGUAAAAUGAAUAUUAUAAAUAUAAUCUCGACUGUUUAUUAUUAUUAUCAGUUGUUUUCUUUUUUGGAGUAGAAUAAAUUAUACUAAUUUGCAUAAGCAGAUAACAUGUUUUGAAUUAAUGUUUUUAUUUUAUUUUUUUUAGUAUUUUUCAAUACUAAUGCAGCAAGCUGCAGGUUUUUGGUUAUUUAAAAAUGUCCAAUAAACAUUUUGUUUGCUGAUUAUAUACCAGAAAACUGAAAUAUGUAGUUUGAUGUUUGUGCACUGUCAAAAUUGUUUAGUGAAGGAUUUGUAUUGAACAUGUAACUAUCUGUUGGCACAUCAUAACAUACUGUAGCAUGUCUUCACAAACGGCUACAUUAAUUGUUCAAAGAAAAGUUUAGAAAGUGUAUAUACCAUUGAAUACAAUUCACAUAAUUUUUGCAAGGUGGGAUAAGAAAAUCAAAUGAUUAAAAUGUAGAAUCUCUCAAAUCAUGCGAGAGUGUUUAUAUUGUUUUUAGCUAACUCUAUAUGAAUAUGCAGUGAGGCCCACAAGUCUGGGAGCACGUUAAAAUCUGGGAUUGAAAAUCUAAUUUAAACAUGGAGAUAAAAAGAAAGUUGUUGGAAAUUUAAAACAAAGAAACAUUAUCAUUUAAAAUGAAUAAAAAAUAUUUACGAUUGUGUGCUAUUUCUAGAUUACUGAUGAAGUUUGUGACACUGAUCAAGUAAACUACUACCAUGUUCAAAAGGUGCAGAUUUCCUUGCUUUUACUGAAACACAAGAUGCUCUUUGGAACGUUUUUAAAUCAUGCUGGAUAACAUGGAUCAUCAGGUUUGACGUUUGUGUAAUACCAGCUCGAGGCAGCUGUCAUUAAAGCAAAAGGGGGACAGACCAAAUAUUAAAAAAAUAAAUACAUCUGUAAUUAAUGUUAAUGUUUUAAUAUUAAUUUAAUAUUAUUUUAACGUAAAUUGUUAUGCUGAAAAUAUAAUUUGUUA
Xyrauchen texanus (razorback sucker) is the source of this 3038-nucleotide messenger RNA. It is a transcript of the gene otud5b, whose product is annotated as OTU deubiquitinase 5b. Gene Ontology annotation, biological process: protein deubiquitination. The record is from RefSeq and is a predicted model, not a curated record. The transcript has 9 exons. NCBI's taxonomy places the organism in Eukaryota, Metazoa, Chordata, Actinopteri, Cypriniformes, Catostomidae. The coding region runs from base 231 to 1844 and encodes 537 amino acids. Gene Ontology annotation, molecular function: K63-linked deubiquitinase activity; cysteine-type deubiquitinase activity.